AUGCCACCUACUCUUCCACCUCGACCGAAUCAUCUUCAAAGUGCCAUUCCAAUAGAACAACAACAACAUGAACCAAGUCUAGAUUCAGAUGAACCACCACCAGCUUACACGGCUACUGCUACUGAUCAAAACAAAACAGUAGAAUCAGGUCCAUCUUAUCCAUUCGGACCUACCGAACCACAACCCCAUCAACAGUUUAUACAACCUCAUCCUAACUCACAAGGAUUCAAUCAUCAUCAGCCUUUUCAAAGUUAUCCAAACCAAGCUUAUCAUCCUCAUCCUCCACAACAUCCUUACCACCAAACCCAUCCAAACCAUUAUCCAAAUCAACCAUUAUCCUCAACUUCAACUUCAUCUAACUUUCCUCCAUCACCAUCAAACGUAAAUCUCGAACCUACCAGGAUUCCAACUCAUGGUAGACCUUUACUUCAUGAUGAUAGAGUAUUAGUCUACCCACCUUCAAAUGUAUUCUUUUGUUCGAAAUGUUGUAACACAGGUUACAAAGGUUUUGAUCCAGCAAGACCAUGUAGAAAAUGUUGGGAAAAGUAUGGAAAACUUUGGUCAACAGUUAAAGUAUUAUCAAAUACAAAUCAAUUAAAUUUACAAAGACCAUUACCACCCAUUCAAGGAAUUCCAAAUAAUCCUACAUCAGCUUUGAUCGUCAGACCAGGUGAUUCACGUAUAGGUGGUAGAUUAUGUUGGAAUUGUAAUGGGAAAGGUGAAAUUGAAGAUGAAGGUUUAUUUGGUGUACUGUUUACGAGUUCUGAUCGUUGUAGAGUUUGUAUGGGAGCUGGUCGGACAUUUUAA
Melampsora larici-populina 98AG31 is the source of this 807-nucleotide messenger RNA. RefSeq lists its product as uncharacterized. The record is from RefSeq and is a predicted model, not a curated record. The transcript is spliced from 2 exons. Gene Ontology annotation, cellular component: cytoplasm. NCBI's taxonomy places the organism in Eukaryota, Fungi, Basidiomycota, Pucciniomycetes, Pucciniales, Melampsoraceae. The coding region runs from base 1 to 807 and encodes 268 amino acids.